GUCUUUCACAUAAUUGAAGCAGAAUCAAAGAAGUCUUUCUAGAAAAAAAAAAAAAAUUAUUAUGGCAACACAAGCAUUGGCCUCAUCAUCAUCACUCACCUCCUCGGUGGAGUCUGCUAGGCAAAUCCUUGGUGCAAGGCCCCUUGUUACACCUUCAAGAAAGUUAUCUUUUGUUGUCAAAGCUGCUUCCACCCCUCCUGUUAAGCAAGGAGACAGACAGCUUUGGUUUGCAUCCAAGCAAUCUCUUUCUUACCUGGAUGGAAGUCUUCCAGGUGACUUUGGAUUUGACCCACUUGGGCUUUCGGACCCAGAAGGGACUGGAGGAUUCAUUGAGCCCAAAUGGCUAGCUUAUGGAGAAGUUAUCAAUGGACGGUUCGCCAUGUUGGGUGCAGCUGGAGCUAUUGCACCAGAGAUUUUUGGCAAGCUUGGGCUCAUCCCUGCUGAAACCGCCCUCCCAUGGUUCAAGACCGGUGUCAUCCCCCCAGCGGGAACAUACACCUAUUGGGCUGACCCUUUCACCCUAUUUGUGUUUGAAAUGGCGUUAAUGGGCUUUGCAGAACACAGAAGACUCCAAGAUUGGUAUAACCCAGGGUCAAUGGGAAAACAAUACUUUUUGGGCUUAGAGAAAGGUUUUGCCGGGUCAGGUGAACCAGCUUACCCAGGCGGUCCAUUUUUCAACCCAUUAGGAUUUGGUAAAGAUGAAAAGUCAAUGAAAGAAUUGAAGCUAAAAGAGAUCAAGAAUGGAAGAUUGGCUAUGUUGGCCAUCUUGGGUUACUUCAUUCAGGGUUUGGUGACCGGCGUUGGCCCUUUCCAGAACCUUUUGGACCAUUUGGCUGAUCCCGUCAACAACAAUGUCUUGACCAGCCUUAAGUUUCACUAGAAUCUUUAUCUUCCUUCCUAUAAUGUAAUAUUAUGUGCAGAAUCUCUUCUAAAUAUCAUUAUCACUUUGUAUCGAAUUAAUGAUAAACGGAAACCUUGUUAUUACUAA
This is a messenger RNA of Erigeron canadensis, 988 nucleotides long. RefSeq names its product photosystem I chlorophyll a/b-binding protein 3-1, chloroplastic-like. The coding region runs from base 62 to 880 and encodes 272 amino acids. The transcript is spliced from 3 exons. Gene Ontology annotation, biological process: photosynthesis, light harvesting in photosystem I; response to light stimulus. Gene Ontology annotation, cellular component: chloroplast thylakoid membrane; plastoglobule. The record is from RefSeq and is a predicted model, not a curated record. NCBI's taxonomy places the organism in Eukaryota, Viridiplantae, Streptophyta, Magnoliopsida, Asterales, Asteraceae.